Trichomonas vaginalis G3 is the source of this 837-nucleotide messenger RNA. RefSeq lists its product as uncharacterized. The record is from RefSeq and is a predicted model, not a curated record. NCBI's taxonomy places the organism in Eukaryota, Parabasalia, Trichomonadida, Trichomonadidae. The transcript has a single exon. Bases 1 to 837 code for a protein of 278 amino acids.
AUGUUCGAUUUAGACAAUUUUUUCAAUAACUUCCGACUUACGUUUGUUGGACGUGAUCUUAAUGAGCCAUUAAUUCAAUCUUCACCAGCAUCUUUGACUGAAGCCCGAGCUCAAAUUUUAAAGAAACAACAAAAGCAAACUGCUGAGGAAGAUCCAUAUCUUCUUGGCAUACAAACAUUAUAUUUAAAUGCUAUUGGUGAAAUGAACGAAUAUUCAGAGCCUAAACAAGCCGCAACAGCAAAAAUAAAUGAGCUUUUUCAGAACAAUCUUAUUUCACCGAAUUCUUACGGAUUUUUGAAUGAAAUGGAAGAAAAUUCUAGAAGUGCAAGGGUUAAAAUCCCAGAAAACAAAAUUAAUGUUCAAACAUAUCAAGAAUUAUACAGAUUUUGCUAUGCACAUGGUAUCCAUCCAACACACGAUAUUACAUUAGACGAAUUACAAAGAAUGACCGAAUGGAUUUCAAAGAAUGAAAUAGAUCACGUGGCUUAUACUAAAAUGCCAGAGUUUAUGCAGCAAGCUAUUGACCUUUCCGUCAUAGCUCAAAAUGUUGACAAGCUUAGCAAGUCAUUGGCUCAAGAUACACGACUUACAGAAAUUAUUCGAAAUCAUGUUAAUGAAAGUGAAGAAAAACUCGAUUUAACAAACAAAUCAUUAACGGAUAUCGCACAACUUAACCAAUACCUUAUCCAAGAAGGACGUUCUCUUCCAGCCAUGAAAUACCAAGAAAAUACAUUACGAUCAUACACAGAACCACACUUAAUUUCCGAUGAAACAUUCCCUGUGGAGAGUGAAGAACAAGAAACACAAGAAGAUGAAAAUCAUUCAAAUGAUUCAUAA